UAACGUAGACGCCAUUUUAGUUUUACGGGGGAGGGAAAGAACAGAAUCGAAUGAACGCCGGGGAAUUGUAGCUUGCUAGAUAUUUUUCUUUUUUUAUUUCCACAAUCCUGAAACGACACACAAUCAGCACCGUGCACCUUAGUGAAACGACGCAAGAUGUCUGAAGACAUGGCAUCGGAUCAUGUUAAUGGGAAUGGUACAGAAGAACCGAUGGAUACGACUGCAGCAGUCACCCGCUCUGAACACUUCCAGACUUUAUUAGAUGCAGGUUUACCACAACAAGUUGCUGAAAAACUAGAUGACAUUUACAUAGAAGGACUGGUAGCGCACAGUGACCUAGAUGAAAGAGCAAUUGAAGCGUUGAAAGAAUUUAACGAAGAUGGCGCCUUGCAAGUCCUGCUGCAGUUUAGGGAAAGUGAUCUGUCACAUGUUCAGAACAAAAGUGCCUUUCUCUGUGGAGUUAUGAAGACUUACAGACAGAGGGAGAAGCAAGGGGCCAAAGUUUCAGAUGCCACAAAAGGACCAGAUGAAGCUAAAAUCAAAGCUCUGCUUGAUAGAACCAGCUACACGCUUGACGUAACAACAGGUCAGAGGAAAUACGGUGACCCACCACCAGAGUCGGUGUAUUCAGGGGCGCAGCCCACUGUUGGAACAGAGAUAUUUGUAGGGAAGAUUCCACGAGACCUGUUUGAGGAUGAGCUGGUGCCUCUCUUUGAGAAGGCGGGGCCUAUCUGGGAUCUGAGGCUGAUGAUGGACCCCCUCAGCGGCCUCAACAGAGGCUACGCUUUUGUCACUUUCUGCACUAAAGAGGCUGCACAGGAGGCGGUGAAACUUUGUAAUAAUAACGAAAUUCGACCUGGAAAGCACAUUGGAGUUUGUAUUUCAGUAGCCAAUAACAGGCUAUUUGUCGGCUCCAUCCCGAAGAGUAAAACAAAAGAGCAGAUUGUGGAGGAAUUUGCUAAAGUUACAGAGGGACUUAAUGAUGUCAUACUGUACCAUCAACCCGACGACAAGAAAAAGAACAGAGGUUUUUGCUUUCUGGAAUACGAAGACCAUAAAACUGCUGCCCAGGCCCGCCGUAGGCUCAUGAGUGGCAAAGUGAAGGUGUGGGGGAACGUGGUCACGGUGGAAUGGGCUGACCCCAUAGAGGACCCAGAUCCAGACGUCAUGGCCAAGGUCAAAGUUUUGUUUGUCCGCAACCUCGCGAACAGUGUUACUGAAGAAAUACUUGAACAAACCUUCAGCCAGUUUGGGAAGCUGGAGCGAGUGAAGAAACUGAAAGAUUAUGCCUUUAUUCACUUUGAGGAAAGGGAUGGUGCAGUCAAGGCAUUAGAUGAAAUGAAUGGUAAAGAUCUGGAGGGAGAACACAUAGAAAUAGUGUUUGCCAAGCCCCCUGAUCAGAAAAGGAAGGAACGUAAAGCCCAGAGACAAGCAGCCAAAGCACCAACAUAUGAAGAUUACUAUUACUAUGGUCCUCCUCACAUGCCUCCUCCCUCCAGGGGGCGUGGUAGAGGUGGUGGGAGGGGCGGGUACUCUUACCCCCCCGACUACUACGGCUAUGAGGAUUACCAUGACUACUAUGGGUAUGAUUAUCACAACUACCGCGGUGGAUACGAGGAUCCCUACUACAGCUACGAUGACUUUCAGGCCCCCAGCAGAGGGAGAGGGGGCAGAGUGUCCCGGGGGGGCUCCUCAGGCCGGGGUCGGGGCGUGGGUGCUCCCCGUGGCAGGGCCAGCUUCUCCCAGCGAGGAGGCGGAGGGGGUCCAGGAGCAGGCAGAGGCGUGCGAGGUGCCAGAGGAGGCGUGCAGCCCAGAGGCCGCGGGCAGGGAAAAGGGGUCGAAGAUGGUCCUGAACUGUCCCUAUGAAGACUGGCCUGCUCUAUGGGGUUACACUGCAAGCUGCCAAUGGAUGCCAUGGUAAGGUCAACCCAAUGAUCUAACUGUAUCACCAGCCUUACAAAAGCAUAUUUCCCAAACUGCCACAUAAAGAUAAUCAAGUAAGAAAAAUUAAAUUGUUUGGUUGAACAUAUGUUUUUAUAAGCUUGCCACCUCCCCAAAGAUAAUGCCAUUUUGAGACGAUGGAAUAAUGUGAAAAAGGUUAAAGGUGAACCCACCCUGAAAGUAAAUGUAAAUGUAUUUUGCACUUUGUCUAAGUUUGGAGUGGCUCCAAGGAGCUUGAUGCUAAUGUAUGUUUUUGUUCUAACUGCAGUGUUAGCAUUGUGGUCAUGACUUGGUUUAAACAUUGUUUAUGACUGGUUUAACCACCUGUCAUAGAGGGUCAGGCAUUCCUGGAAGCGGUUGGUUAUCUACCUCAGUACAGAGGAUUCAACUGCUCUGUCUGUACUGUACAUAAAUAAGGAAACUGAUGAUAGCGGGGCUUUCAAACAAAUAUGCACAAGAGAAACGGCAGUCUUCUCAGAGCUUAUUUUAGUUGUGCCUGCCGUUUGUCUGGCACAGCAACAGGCAAACUGGGCAUGUUAACUUCUCUCAAAAUGAGCCCGAACAAGCCUUUUUGUCGUCCAGUUUUAAAUGAGUUAGCUACAUGUCUUUAGAUUAUGUAGUGGUUGGAUGAUAAGUUUAGGAACAUGUUACUUUUGUAAAUGCUUGAACACCAGGAAACACCAGUUAGUUUUUUUUUUUUUUUUUUUUUUUUUUUUUUUUUAAACAUGUCAUUUAGAAGCUUUGCAGUGUGAACACUUUCCUUAACAGGGAGGGAUGAGGCGUAACUUUUGUAUGUGGUAAAAUCCCCCUUGGACUGAUUGCAUACACAAAAACGUUUGAAAGCCAUCUGCCAAUUGUGUACAACUGAAAGAACAUUUGCCUAAUCAUGCACAACAUGAAGGAUCAAUGACAUCCAAGCUGCCUUUUUGUCACAUUUGACAUAUGUGACAAGUGUCUUGAAUCUGCAUCAUGUUGAGUAUAUGAUUACUAGCUGGAGAUGACUGGGAUUGUCCAGUACAAAAGGGAUUCUUGUAUCUUCCUCUAUGGAUUGUGGAAGUACAGUAGACUGAUAAAGUCAAUCAGGUUUUGUACACAGCAGACUCCCUCUAAGUCUAUAUCACCACAGACUACUUUGAAAAGAUGUUACCAGUUAUGAAAAAACUGUUGGUAUGCUAACAAGUGUUUUUGCAUACUUGCAAAUUGUUUUAUACUGUAUAGUGAGGCGAGUGUAACUUAUUUUUUUAAUAAAGUUCUUGACUUUC
Molecule: messenger RNA, 3203 nt
Organism: Hypomesus transpacificus
Lineage: Eukaryota; Metazoa; Chordata; Actinopteri; Osmeriformes; Osmeridae
Product: synaptotagmin binding, cytoplasmic RNA interacting protein
Exons: 12
Coding region: 157-1866 (569 amino acids)
Biological process (GO): CRD-mediated mRNA stabilization
Cellular component (GO): nucleus; CRD-mediated mRNA stability complex; ribonucleoprotein complex
Molecular function (GO): mRNA 5'-UTR binding
Source: RefSeq, a predicted model, not a curated record